This is a messenger RNA of Camelina sativa (false flax), 639 nucleotides long. Lineage: Eukaryota; Viridiplantae; Streptophyta; Magnoliopsida; Brassicales; Brassicaceae. The record is from RefSeq and is a predicted model, not a curated record.
AUGGCAAACAGUGAUUGGGUUAUGGCUUACCCCUCUGGCAGAAGCGAGUAUCUAAGAUUCGAAGGUUCGGAUCAUCGUCCCCUCGUAACUUCCUUUGAUCCUGUUAAAAAAUAUAGAAAGAACCUGUUUCGGUAUGAUAGAAGAUUCAAAGACAAUCCUGAGGUUAGUCAACUUAUCUUUCAAGCGUGGAACUCAGAUCCUACUGCUUCCAUCGAUCACCGGUUACACCUGUGUAGAGUGGCUAUUAUCAAGUGGAGUAAAGAGCAGUUAUUAAAUAGCAAACAAGAUAUCCUAGCUCUUAGUGAUCAACUUGAAGAAGCUAUGUGCAACAAUGAUGCGAGUCAAAGUACCAUAGACAAUUUAAACCAAAAACUUGCAUCAGCAUACAAACAGGAGGAAGAGUAUUGGAAACAACACAGCAGACAGCUCUGGCUUACCCUUGGAGAUAAGAACUCGGGUUACUUCCACGCUGCAACAAAAACCAGAAGAGCCAUAAACAAUAUCUCAGUGUUAGAAUCACCCUCAGGAAACAAAGUUUAUGAGGAAAAGGAAAUCGUUAAAACUAUCUCUGAUUACUUUCAGGAUAUAUUUACCUCUCAGGAGGGAGAAAGAAACAAGGUGGUUCAAGAAACCCUCUAA